AUGAAGGAUCGAGUGCUAUUGCACUGGGUCUGCUGCUUCACCUCCAGCCCGUUCGUGAUGAGCAAGGCUGGGAUCUGUGUCAACCCUGUCCCGGCAAAGGUCGUUCCCUCUGUAUUGCUCAAACGAGACUGGUCCAACAUCCUCCUUGAUCAGUUCAGACAGUUCAGUGAAACAGAAGGUAUUGUUGUGAAUAUGUUCUUGGUAUUGGAAUCACAUGCAGUCAGCUGCGUUGCGAGGGACAGGAACUCAGAAAUGUACACCGUGGGACCAAUAUUGGACUUGAAAGGAGAUGCUCGCGUGGGAUCAUGCGGUGCUCAGCUUCAUGAGGACCUGAUAGCGUGGCUUGAUAACCAACCCAUGUCAUCAGUCAUGUUCCCCCAUGGGCAGCUUUGGGGAGGACCUGAGAGAGAGCCCGGGCUCUGGAGCAAGGCCGAUGCAAACCUAUAUGAAUAUGAAAUUUCUUGCUCGCACCGGUUUUUGUGGUCCUUACGCCAGCCACCGCCCAAGGGAAAUAUGGAGGACCCUAGUGACUACGCGAACCUCAAGCAUGCCCUGCCAGAAAGAUUCUUGGAUCAAACAGCUCCGAUUAGGAAGGUGAUAGGGGGCCCCACAGGUGGCAGCAUUGGUGCACCCAACAGUCGGAGGUUUGUGUCGCACUAA
Messenger RNA from Punica granatum (pomegranate), 660 nucleotides. Lineage: Eukaryota; Viridiplantae; Streptophyta; Magnoliopsida; Myrtales; Lythraceae. The record is from RefSeq and is a predicted model, not a curated record.